Rubroshorea leprosula is the source of this 766-nucleotide messenger RNA. NCBI's taxonomy places the organism in Eukaryota, Viridiplantae, Streptophyta, Magnoliopsida, Malvales, Dipterocarpaceae. The record is from the annotation of a GenBank genome assembly.
AAAGAGGGAACCGGGUGUUUCUCCUUCUCUUCCGAGUCUUCUCUCUCCACUCUACUCUUUUUCGAAAGAUACAAAAUGGUAUCAAAGCCAAUGGAAAAAAAGGAUGUAGAUGAAAAUGGAAAAGAAAGAAAACUCAGCAACUUGCAGAAAAGCUCAGGAAAUCCCCGAGAAUUUGUUUAAGCAGCAAAUCUAAGCAACAUGAAGCCACAGCAAUAUAGGAGGAGCUGACAUGCUAGGGAAGAUGGCCUUGGCAUCAAAAACAAAGCAUAUGGGGACGGUAAUUGGUAGAUUUUAAAUGUUAUGGUUAUGAUGACUCAGCUCCUCGACGCUCAAUUUAUCCACACCGAUCGAGAUGCCAAUUGUGUAGUUAAUUGCCUCGCUAAGAAAGGCCCUUAUUUACAUUCUGCUUUUGUUUUGUAUGAACAUUGCCCUGCUCAUGUUUGUUAUCUUACCUUUUGUACUGUAAUGCUAUUGGGAAUGACCACUUAAUAUCUAAUGUAUCAUGUUAUCUAAAAAGAAAAAGGAAAAGCUUAAGCACCGAGGAAGAGUGCAGUGGGGUUGUGGUGUUAAAGUUGCAACAGUUGGCAGCAAAUUAAAUGCAAAUGAAAGCUGCACUGACAGCACAGUAGCACUAAAGUGUUGCAGAAGGGUAGCGAAGUUGCUGCGUUAAGUCGAAUGACAGAGCAAAAUAUCUCAUUCAUGGUUAAGUGGCAAAGUUACUGGCGUUCGGUAAAAAUUAUUGCACAAGUAAAAGGGUAUGUAUACG